This is a messenger RNA of Vigna radiata var. radiata (mung bean), 1710 nucleotides long. RefSeq lists its product as uncharacterized. The transcript has a single exon. The record is from RefSeq and is a predicted model, not a curated record. Lineage: Eukaryota; Viridiplantae; Streptophyta; Magnoliopsida; Fabales; Fabaceae. The coding region runs from base 1 to 1710 and encodes 569 amino acids.
AUGGAAGGUUGGGAGGAGUCGCAUGAAUCCCUCAGAGCUGAGGUCAGCCAGCUGAAAGACCAGAUCGGCCAAAUCUUGGCUGCUCUCGAAUCCAUGAAGACCACUGGAGAGUCUUCAUCUGCACAUGUUGAGGGGACUGCUCACCCUUAUCCCCUAGUGUUCAACGCUGCAAGCCAAUCAGUUCCUUUCCCACUGUAUGGGUUGCCCCCAGGUUAUACUCCUCCCGUAGGAGAAUACUCAGAGGUGGAGCACGCCACAUUCUCUUUUCCCACGACUGUUAACAUACCACCAAUCGGCACUCAGGGACCUGUCUUAGUGUCGACUCCCAUGAUGGGUACGGGAAUGAAUGAGACCAAUGCAACUGAUGGAAUACGGGUGACCCCAGUACCGCAUGUGGUUGCUAAUGAGGAUUCUUCAGCCGGAGCUGCGCCGCACGCCACGGUGAUUGAGGGAUUUAAUAGCCUCGUUGGAGCUACGGGUAGGUUGGAGAGUUUGGAGGUGAGAAUGAGAGCUGUCGAGGGGGUCGAAAGUUACGGAUUUGGGGAUGCUGCCAGAUUGAGUUUGGUUCCGGGCUUAAAAAUCCCGCCUAAGUUCAAGGCGCCGGAGUUUGAAAAGUAUAAGGGUAACACUUGCCCUAAAAGCCAUGUGACCAUGUACUGUAGAAAGAUGGUUGCAUAUGCUCAUGAUGAGCAGCUACUCAUCCACGUUUUCCAAGAAAGUUUGGCUGGGGUGGCGUUGAAUUGGUAUACCCAUUUAGAGCCUUCUCGAAUUCGUUGCUGGGCGGAUUUGGCUGACGCCUUUGUGAAACAGUACAUAUACAACACGCAUGUUGCGCCAGACCGUUUGCAUUUGCAAAGUAUGGCAAAGAAGGACAAUGAAACCUUCAAAGAGUAUGCCCAACGAUGGAGAGAGUUAGCCGCGCAAGUCGAACCACCUUUGUAUGACAAGGAGAUGGUGACAAUGUUUGUGAAUACGCUCCAGCCACCCUUUUAUGAACACAUGGUUGGGAAUGUGUCUGCCAAUUUUGUUGAUACCAUCAUAAUAGGCGAAAGGAUAGAAAUCGGGUUGCAGAAUGGGAAAAUUGCGUGUAGCCCGUCCGGGGAUACAAGCUCCAGACCACCCAAUUUUAAUCCGGGAAAGAAAAAGGAAGGGGGUGUGUAUGCAGUAUCGACAAUGCCUGGGUGGAGAGGUCAAGCUCCCACUUAUAACUAUCAACCAUAUGUGGACCAACCUCCAUAUGCAGCUAACGCGACAUUUUCCCAUCAAAUCAGGCCUCAACCACAACAAGGGUAUUAUCAACCACGGUACAGUCCAACUAAUACUCGGAGGGCUGGGGCAAACGCGAGCCCAAACGUGAAUGUGGGUCCAAACAACAACCCCAGAAGGAACCAAUCUGUUAGAUUCACCCCAAUCCCCAUGACUUACACAGAGUUGUUACCUAACCUGGUCGAAAAGGGUUUGGUUGCCAUUUGUCCGAUGAAGCCUAUGCAACCUCCAUACCCGAGCGGUUAUGACGUAGAUGCCAAGUGUGGUUACCAUGGGGGAGGCGUUGGUCACUCCACUGAGAGGUGUUUGGCUUUCAAACAUAAGGUGCAAAGUCUGAUCGAUUCUGGGUGGCUGAAGUUUCAAGAAGAUAAACCUAGCAUUGAGGCUAAUCCACUGUCCGGACAUGGGGGCACCUCGACAAACGCCAUCGAAAAUGAAGGAUGA